GGGCCUGUAUCCAUGCUGUAUCUCUGAACUAAACUUGAUGACUGGAUAACUGUACGACUCUAUUGCAGGGGCUGAGACAGUGAUGGUGGCCAUGAGUGACCAGUGCCAGCAAAAGCGCAACAGGACCAGGAUUCUGCGCUACUUCCAGGCGGUGCUGGGCGAGCCGAAGGAAAAGCACCGUUCGCACACCGCGGCCACAACCUCCCGCCAGGCCCAGGAGUCGCCGAAGGCCGGCGACCCUCAGAACACGGUCGUCAAAGUCAAACGCAAGAAGACCAGGAGGGAGCUGAACCGGGCAAAAUUUGGCAAGAAGGUGGUGGAGAAGCUGUUUCGGUGCAAGGCCCCAGCCCGCCUAGCCCAGGCCGUGCCUGCCACUGACCAGAGUCACCGCAGAGCUGUCGGCAGCCGCCGGGCGCCCGUCCCCAAACCCUCCCUCAACCCUGGCUGGCUUAUAACGCAGAACAGACUCACCCAGCACAUGGGGAUCUUCAACAAAGAGGUCAAGUCCCUCGACAUCGAGCGGCUGUUGAAGGGGCAGCCGGUACGAGAACGCUCCCAGGAGCCGGCAGCUGUGGUAGCGACAGACGCAGUGCAGGACCGGAGCUGCACGCCCGCGCAGGCGGGGACCACGGCUUCCCCGCAGCGGCACGAACCUUGCACGCCGCUGGGAGACAACCACCGCAACACUGCGCCGGUGGAGACGGGCGGCCAACGGCACCCAGAACCGACGAGGCAGGAGGUCCCACCGCCACCGCCCACCGCCGACCUGGCCCAGAGACUCGUCAGGACCUUAAAACCCCACCGACUGUUCCCCGGGCAAAACCUGGUGCACAACACGCAGCGGCAACUGAUCGACAUCCUGGUGGAGCGGCACGGGGGGCAGCCGGGGACCUGGCUUCCGGCAGUGUGUUCUCCGUGGAUUGUCACCUUGUCGUGGUGGAGAAGCUUGUGUGGUCGUGAGAUCCUAAGAGCGAUGCCGUCUGGAGCUAUGCUCCUGGUAGGGCCACCCAUGGCGGUAAGGUUGAGGGCGAGGUCUCUGACAAAGAGCAAUCCAACCAAGACCUCAACGGUGGAACAGGCGGAGGACGAUGGCUGACCUUAGUGGAACAUUACAACAGCUGGGAAGGCGGAUGAAGCAUGCAGCAGAAAAGGGUCUCCGGUCAUCUUGGACUUCAUGCCACUGGAUCCUGACCCAGAUCUGUCAAGGAACGUGUGGUGGCACCAGUCUCCCCACGUUAAAUAAAGUCACACACAGAUGUCCUCCAUCAAGAUAGCACCCUGGCGACACCCAUGGUCAGCUAUGACUGAAGAAAGUGUGUUUAAAAGUUUGUGUUAAUGUUCUCCGGUUUGUUUUAUGUGGGGGUGGGGGUGGGGGGUCGGGAAAAACUUUUUUUCAAUCUCUUACCUUGCUGGAGAUGCGAUUGUUAUCCGGGUCGUAUCUCCGCUCGGUCUGCGGCCUAACAUCGUGGAGCCUUCCUCGGGACUGACUUUGGGCGUGAACUUACCAUCGGAGCCGAUUCCUUGCCUGGGAUCGACGCUCGGACCGUGGCCUACGCACUUUAUCAUCAAGGAGCUCAAAGUCUCGGGUUGAGACCGACGUGGGGAAGCUUCAAAGCCGCAUGACGUUUGACUAGCCCCGGCACGCGGGAGCUGAGAGUCACCCCGUCGAGGAGGCUCGCCGCCAGCUACGGGAGCCAACAUUGUCCUGUCAACGGCAGGUUAAAGGCCCCUGACUGCUGGAGGACAAAGAAGGGAAAGAUUGAACUUUUUUUCGCCUUCCAUCACAGUGAGGAAUGUGGAGGAGUCACUGUGUAUUUUGUGUGUCUUGUUUAUAUAACCAUAUAACAAUUACAGCACGGAAACAGGCCAUCUCGGCCCUACAAGUCCAUGCCGAACAAAUUUUUUUCCCCUUAGUCCCACCUGCCUGCACUCGUACCAUAACCCUCCAUUCCCUUCUCAUCCAUAUGCCUAUCAAAUUUAUUUUUAAAUGAUACCAAUGAACCUGCCUCCACCACUUCCACUGGGAGCUCAUUCCACACCGCCACCACUCUCUGAGUAAAGAAGUUCCCCCUCAUAUUACCCCUAAACUUCUGUCCCUUAAUUCUGAAGUCAUGUCCCCUUGUUUGAAUCUUCCCUAUUCUCAAAGGGAAAAGCUUGUCCACGUCAACUCUGUCUAUCCCUCUCAUCAUUUUAAAGACCUCUAUCAGGUCCCCCCUUAACCUUCUGCGCUCCAGAGAAUAAAGACCUAACUUAUUCAACCUAAUCUUUUUAUUGAUAUGACUGUACGGCAAAUCAAUUUCCUUAUAUGUUGCCAAACGUACUUGUUUAAUAAAGUAUGAUUAUGGUAAUGAUUACAGUGCCAGAGACCCGGGUUCCAUCCUGUUGAACGGCGCUGCCUGUACACAGUUUGUACGUCCUCCCCGGGAC
Molecule: messenger RNA, 2427 nt
Organism: Leucoraja erinaceus (little skate)
Lineage: Eukaryota; Metazoa; Chordata; Chondrichthyes; Rajiformes; Rajidae
Product: proline-rich protein 19-like
Exons: 2
Coding region: 83-1096 (337 amino acids)
Source: RefSeq, a predicted model, not a curated record